Molecule: messenger RNA, 1095 nt
Organism: Parnassius mnemosyne (clouded apollo)
Lineage: Eukaryota; Metazoa; Arthropoda; Insecta; Lepidoptera; Papilionidae
Source: the annotation of a GenBank genome assembly
AUGUUUUUGGAAGCUAAGCGCACUGUGAAUUCAGCAAGUGGCUCUAUGGUGCUGGAAGACGAACAGAUUUUUCACUGUAUACAACAAUGGACAUCUCCACUUUCCGUGCAACCUCAUGAUUUAAUAUGUACAACUUGUUGGAAUGAAGCCAGUCGAGCAAUUACAAGCUUGAGCUCAGCUGGUAGGAACUGUGCUCUUUGUAAUACAGUGCUGCCUCUUCGCACUCGAUCACAUCAAUUAAUCGCAUUGAGGACUGAUACUCAACAUCAUGUGAAUAUCAGGAACAUCAUCUUUGAAAGACUUCUACCAUUGCAGGUUCGUGCAUCAGAUUACAUUUGUUAUCCUUGCUGGCAAAGAGCUGAAAGAGCUGCAAAACAUUACUCUUUGCCGUCAUCAUCAAGAGGUACUGCGGCCUCAAGAGUACCAUUGAGAUGUAUUAACUGUAAUAUUAAUUUGAUAAGAAUGAGACGACGUAUUUUAGAAGAUAAUGCAAUUCUGUUACAAGUACAACAACAGAUUACACCAAGAGUUGCUACUUCAGCGGACUAUAUUUGUGAAGCGUGUCACACAUUGAUAUCUGAGAGAAGUGCAACAGUAGAAGAUUUACAAGAUUCUACUCUUACUGUGGGUCACCUAAACAUAUGCCUAAUAUGUGGUCAUUCAUUGACAAAUGCUAGAAGUCAUGAAGUCCUAGCAGAAAUCAACCGCCAUGUUUUACACAUCAUUCAAAAUUGGGUUCAGCCACGGCAGGUUCAACCAUCAGAUCUUGUUUGUCAUAGAUGUUAUCAGCAUGCAGAAACCACUCUGAAUGAGGCAAGAUCUGAAGUAUCAGUGCCACAAGCUGAUAUAAUUAUACUGCCUAACUACUCAAGAGCUCCUGACACUCAUUCUCGUUGCAUAUUUCCAACCUGUACAAGAAUGUCACAACAAAUGGUUCCACUUACGUUACGCAUAAGGCUUUUUAGUGAUCACAAAUACUAUAUACCACGCAAUUGUCGUAUAUGUAGCUUCCAUUUAGAAAGUCAGACAUGGUCAGACUUGUUUGAAGGAAAUAUGAAUCACAGUUUUACAGCUGCAUAUAUUGAAGAUUUUUGA